This is a messenger RNA of Rotaria sp. Silwood2, 702 nucleotides long. The record is from the annotation of a GenBank genome assembly. Lineage: Eukaryota; Metazoa; Rotifera; Eurotatoria; Philodinida; Philodinidae.
AUGGAAAUCAUACGAAGUAGUACUACAUUACAAAUUUUGAUAAUUAUUUUACUAGCUGUUGUCAGAUUAAGCUAUCAAACUCUUUAUUCAUGUAAUGCAAGUGCAUCAUGUGGUUGUUCAACGAAUUCUGCAGUAGUAAGUCGUAUUGUUGGUGGAGAAGCUGCAAUCUCAGCUACAUGGGGUUGGGCUGUUUCAGUCUCUAUUGCUAAUACUUAUCUUUGUGGUGGAUCGAUCAUAUCAAGUUCAUGGGUUAUCACAGCAGCACAUUGUGCAAAAGAUUUUACAGCCUCCGAAUUUACUAUCUACGCUGGAUCAAAUAGGCGAUGGUCUGGCACUCAAAUUCGAACUGUAUCAAAGAUUAUUGUACAUUCAGGAUAUAACUCAGUAACGUAUGUAAAUGAUAUUGCUUUGUUGAAACUUGCCUCUCCAUUGGAUAUGAGUGAUCCAUAUGUGAGUUCAAUUUGUUUACCAUCAGUUAGUCAGGCUACACUAUCAGCUGGUGAAUGGCCACCAGUUGGAACAAAUGUUGUAGCUGUUGGAUGGGGUAGAUUGAGUGAAGGGGGUUCGUUACCAUCAACACUUCAGCAAGUUACCUUACAAACAGUAGAUUAUCAAGCGUCGACUUGUACUCCAACGAUGGUUGAUUGGCAUGUACAAUUUUGUGCUGGUGUAUCAGGUGGUGGCAAAGGUAACUGCGCUUGA